AUGGCAUCGGGGUCUCAAAGCCCUGAACAAACAAUCGAGCUCCAAGGUGAAAAGCAACUUUACGAAGAGCUUUCUAAAAGAGACCCAAUGUUUGAUAAUGCCGAGCGUUUUCUAAGAGAUUUCCAAACAUCUUGCGCCCAUGUCACCUUCAAUAAUCUUGAGACGGAAGCAGGUCCUACCUCUCCAGAGCUCGAGAACCAAAUAUGGGAUGCACACAUGAGGAUCAAUUCCCGCUUUCGGAAACUUUGCUUCCAGUUUCGUGAGCAACAGGCACGGAAGAAGCGGCCGGUCGAGGACCGCAAGCUCAAGUCCAAGUACCAAAAGUUCAUCAGUGGCUCGCAGCAGUUCUACGAAGAUUACCUCAAGUUCAUCCUCUCUCGAUGGAGCUCCGUACCUGAGCUGAAAGACGCUGCAACGGAGUUGAGCAUCGAGCCAGUUGAAGUUCAGAUUCCGCCCAGUGUCACUAGUACACUGCGAGACCGCAUAGUCAAUUCGUGUUAUUCCACCUUGAUCCGGCUAGGGGACCUUUCUCGGUAUUACCAGAUGGUUCUUGUUUCCGACAUCUCUAAACGGGAAUGGAGCCUCGUGGUGAACUUCUACAGGCUAGCCGGCGCGGUUAAACCUAUGUGUGGAAGAUUUCAGAAUCAGCUGGCUCUCAUUGCACUUGCUGGGGCUGACCAUUUUCAUGCAACAUAUUAUUUCUAUCGUGCUUUGUGCGCGAUGGAACCCCACGCCGAUGCGGAUGGCAAUCUUGAGCUUGAAUUCAAGAAAUUCCUGACUGCACGAUCUAGUGGGAGACUGGCACAACCAAAUGAUGAAAGGGAGUCAUUGAUUCAUUCAUUUAUCUACCUGCAUGCGAUGUGCUAUAAGAAUGUUGACUUCAGUGAACGAAGCAAAUUGGAAGAUGAGGUUCUUGAUCAAAUGGCUAUGCAGUUGCGCGAGGGCUCCAUGGACGUCACUUUCCUUCAAACGCUCUGCUUGAUGAACAUAGGUGCCGAAGCACAUGCACGAACCAAAUCGGAUACCAAUGGGAAUGCGGUCGAAUUUUUCAUGCGGCUAAAUGUGAAAACUUUCACAAUCCUUUUGCAGCUUCUCAUACAAGAAAACAAUGAGCAGUCGAACUUGGACUGGUCCCACUGGACAAUCCUGCCAGCACUCCGGAAUUACAGCUCCUGGCUAGUGGCCAACCGUGCUACUCUGGUUUCUCAAACUCAAUAUACUACGGCCCUUGUUGGUUAUUAUAUCAGGCGAUUUUGGGAAAUUUAUGCGAGUGCCUUGAACUUUGUUGCUUCAAACACUUCUCGAGGUAGGGUGUAUCUAAACUACCUUCUCCCGGAGGAUUGCGAAACACUAGGAUUUUCUCCACUGAUGGUUGGGAGUAAGUCCCGGCGCCAUGUUGACGAUUCUGGGAACGUGAAACCUAAAGCGCCGGUCGGUGCUGGCGGUGACAGAACCAAGGUCGAAGCCGAAUUUCGAACACAGGAAUUCCUUUUGGAUGGUCUCGAUUUCGUUAGAAACAAAGAAAUUCCCAUUCGUAUGUUAGACGAUCGCUUCGUUGUUGACCAGGCCGAUGCUGUCUCCCAAUCCUCGAAUGGAUCCCCGAGUGCAAGCGACCUUUCCACACCCAGCGUUGACCACCAAGUUGUUAAUCAGAAUCAGGCACAUGGCGACCACUGGGACAACAACGAAUCGCCAGCGGAAUCUCGUUUGGCUUUUGAUGUCGAAGCGAUGGUCGAUGAACUUGUGAAUUGCGAUACCAAUCACUCUGCGAUCGAAGACGAAACGACAGAAUCGCGAUACCGACAGUCCUUGGUAAUUGAUACUGAUGGAGGUUCUACAUUUUCAGCCUCACAAGAACAAGACAGUCGCGCAGAGAGUCCAGAGCCUAAAGUCACGUAUUCACCAGGACCUCUUCUCCCAAGCAUUUUUAAUACGGCUUUCGCGCCACAACCCGGGGAAGUUUCUUCUCCGAGUCGGUCUUUAACAGCGUCAUAUUCCAGUCUACCACCACAUCCUGGAGCCGAAAGUAUUCAUUCACCGUUCAUUUCAUCCUAUUACCCUUCCAGUGUGUUUACUCGGAGCCAUGUGGCCUCACCCGGGGUCUUUCUUGGCCAAACUCCUCCAAGUGGACAGGCUGGAUGA
This is a messenger RNA of Uncinocarpus reesii 1704, 2142 nucleotides long. RefSeq lists its product as uncharacterized. The transcript is spliced from 4 exons. Gene Ontology annotation, cellular component: telomerase holoenzyme complex. The coding region runs from base 1 to 2142 and encodes 713 amino acids. Gene Ontology annotation, biological process: nuclear-transcribed mRNA catabolic process, nonsense-mediated decay. Gene Ontology annotation, molecular function: telomeric repeat DNA binding; telomerase RNA binding; protein binding. The record is from RefSeq and is a predicted model, not a curated record. NCBI's taxonomy places the organism in Eukaryota, Fungi, Ascomycota, Eurotiomycetes, Onygenales, Onygenaceae.